GUUAGACAGUGCAUACAGAUUUCUUGAUGCAACAGCAGUUGUUAGUUUGACGGAAAAUAAGACGCAUCAAACAUGAAAAAGCAAAAUCGUUCUUUAGUGAUCAUUAUUUCUAUAAUUAUAUAUGCUACUCUUCACUCAGGGGAAGCAUUGCAAUGUUAUGUAUGUAGCUCGGAUAACAACUCCGAUUGUAAGGAGGGACCAUACUCAAGCAUGGCAGAAGAAUGUCCUAACCUAGCUACAACAACUUCGACAGAAAUAACCUUAACGCAAACAUCUUCAACACAGACAAUCUCGACGAAUACAUCUCCGACAGAGACGUCCUCGACGCAGACAUCUUCUACGCAAACAUCCUCGACGCAGACAUCCUCGACGCAGACAACUCCGACGCAGACAACUCCGACGCAAACAACCCCGACGCAAACAACUCCGACGCAAACAACUCCGACGCAAACAACCCCGACGCAAACAACCCCGACGCAAACAACCCCGACGCAGACAAUUCCGACGCAGACAACUCCGACGCAAACAACCCCGACGCAGACAACUCCGACGCAAACAACCCCGACGCAGACAACUCCGACGCAGACAACUCCGACGCAAACAACCCCGACGCAGACAACUCCGACGCAAACAACCCCGACGCAGACAACUCCAACGCAAACAACCCCGACGCAGACAACUCCGACGCAAACAACAACCCCGACGCAAACAACCACGACGCAGACAUCCCCGACACAGACAACUCCGACAGAGACAUCCCCGACAACUUUAAUACAAACAACUCUGACAGAAAUUGCGGAACCUACGCCGAAAAAUAAUGCGAGAGACUACAGGUUACGCAGAAGCAUUUUUCCAAAUGCAUAUGAUACAUAUGAUAGGGAAGAAUACUGGUGUGCCGUAAUUAAACGUCAAUCUAACGAUUCUGAGGUCAUCGUGGAACGUGGAUGUGUACCUUUCUCCUUUAAAUGUGAUAAUACUAAAGGAGAGAUUUGUAUGAUGUGCAAUUCAGAUUUAUGUAAUAAUGCUAACUCUGUAUCAAUUAAUAUGAUAACCUUGUCAUGGGUGGUAUUUUCAUGGGCAAUUAUGUUUAUUCUUAUAGAUUCUUAAUUUUUAAGCUUUACCAUUAUAACACAUUAUUUAUAAA
Camponotus floridanus (Florida carpenter ant) is the source of this 1144-nucleotide messenger RNA. Its product is annotated as salivary glue protein Sgs-3-like. The record is from RefSeq and is a predicted model, not a curated record. The transcript is spliced from 4 exons. NCBI's taxonomy places the organism in Eukaryota, Metazoa, Arthropoda, Insecta, Hymenoptera, Formicidae. Bases 73 to 1107 code for a protein of 344 amino acids.